This is a messenger RNA of Astrephomene gubernaculifera, 1363 nucleotides long. Lineage: Eukaryota; Viridiplantae; Chlorophyta; Chlorophyceae; Chlamydomonadales; Astrephomenaceae. The record is from the annotation of a GenBank genome assembly.
GAGCAUAUUGCAUGCUGUCGAGGGACGAGCUGCAGGAAUUGUAGUUGUAACUUUGAAUCCACAUAGAAUCCACAAUCUUGUUCUUGGUCAAUUCCUUACCACAUCAGACCAGCCGAUAGUACCAGUAACAACACACACAUUUUAGCUGGAAGCAACAGCGAGAGCUGAAAGCGAGUUUAGGGCUUUUGGAGGAACGCAUAAGCAUGAGUGCCGAGCGCACAGACGGCGGUGCAGCACAGCGGAAACGGAGCGAGCGUGGAAGGAAAACACCUGAUGCUGGCAAUAGCGAGCAAAUAGUUGACCUGGACCGCGAGCGUGAAGAAUGCAUGCGACGCAACCAGCAAAGACUUAUGGAGUUGGGCCUGUUGCCAGCUCUUGAGUCAUUACGCGCGUGUGCAGCAUCUAAUGCUGAGGCCAAACAGGCCGCUUCCAAGAAGCGGCGGUUGAAUGAGGAGGAGAACCGAACCGCGGAUGGCGAGGAACGCGUGCUUCGACGGUCCUUGCGUACAAAAGGCCAGGACCCAGACCUCCCUGCUCUUCUCGUACCCCUUUUCAAAAGGUAUCCCUUUGCUUCAUCAAACUGCGUAGGUUACGACCUUCUACCGAUGUGAGACUGGAUGUAUAAACAAGUUGGUUCCUAAAAUGCUGGUCCCUUGGAAAUGCCCGCCCACAUCCAAUGAGACUUCACAACACUAACUACUCUAUUGCAGGCCCGGAGCCGAGCAGCCGUACGGCGAGCCCGGCACGACAACACGGCCGUCAAAGCCCCGCCCUCAGCCGGCUCCGGGUGAAGGAGACGCCUCCAAGUUUGACUCUCAUAACCUGCACAGGCUGCGGACGAUGUCGGACGAGGCCAUGCAAAAGCGCAUCCACAAGAUCAGCAACACGCUCAAGCUGCAGUCGCUGGUACAGCUCCUGCGGCAAUUCGGCCGGGAUGAACUGGCGGAGGAGGCGCAAGCGGCCCUGGACGCACGGUUGGCAAAUGUGUGAGCUAGUGACCCAAGGGUCGGCACAUUAGACGAAACCCAAUCCUCGUGUAGUUCACGCGCGUGAUCUUCACUGUUGGUCUGAAGCCAGUGCUUCAAGCACCGAUGAACCCAUAUGAACUCAAUAAUAGAGGUCCGGGCUGCUGUGAGGGCAGCGUAUGGUGAUGAUUUAGGCUAUCAUGUGUGACAUGUCAACACGUGAUCUGCGGCUAGAUAGCGUCGCAUACUUAAUACCUUAGGUACACGCGUACACCACACAUAUUUCUGUGACUGCAUGUUGCGACGAGGACAAGAAGUAGACCGUGCAAGGAGGACCAAUCUUCAGGGCUGGGAGCAUGCCCUGGCUGGCGGUAUCGUGUAAGGGCAUCAGCGUUGCA